This is a messenger RNA of Chanos chanos (milkfish), 861 nucleotides long. RefSeq names its product syntaxin 11b, tandem duplicate 2 (gene stx11b.2). Gene Ontology annotation, biological process: intracellular protein transport; synaptic vesicle fusion to presynaptic active zone membrane; exocytosis. The record is from RefSeq and is a predicted model, not a curated record. Bases 1 to 861 code for a protein of 286 amino acids. Gene Ontology annotation, molecular function: SNARE binding; SNAP receptor activity. Gene Ontology annotation, cellular component: SNARE complex; synaptic vesicle; endomembrane system. The transcript has a single exon. NCBI's taxonomy places the organism in Eukaryota, Metazoa, Chordata, Actinopteri, Gonorynchiformes, Chanidae.
AUGAGGGACAGACUGAGCCACCUGCAGGCUCUGUCUGGGGGCAAUGGAUAUCUGGAGGGGUUGGAAUAUACUCAGUCUGCCUCACCUACCACUGACAAGGACCAGGCAGAAUCCCACCAGGACAGUAACCCUGAAAUGGAGGCUGUAUUUGAUGAGGCGCAGGAUGCCCGACUUGAGAUUCAACUAAUCCGUCUAGAAGUCAAGCGUCUUAGAGAACAGAACUCGCGUAUGCUGACUGAGGCAACACCCACCAGUAGUGAUUCAAAUGCUAUUGCUAGUGACAUCAAAAAACGUGGAGAAGGUAUGCUGGUACGCCUUCACAAAAUGGAUGCCAAUGCCAAGAAACUCGAGGAGGAACACGGUGUCAACUCGGCGGUAGCCCGCAUCGCCCGCACUCAGUACGCCAGCCUUAGCAACAGUUUCCGCGAUGCCAUGAUGGACUACAAUGAAGCAGAGAUGAGCCACCGAGAGACUUGCAAAGCUCACAUCCAGAGGCAGAUGGAGAUCGUUGGACGGGAGGUUACAGGAGAUCAGAUCGAGGAGAUGCUGGAGAACGGUCAGUGGAACGUCUUCACACAGAAUCUUCUGAGCGAAGGCAAAACAGCACGCUCCGCUCUUAAUCAGAUCGAGAGUCGACAUAUGGAAUUGCUGGAGUUGGAGAGUCGUAUUCGGGGCAUCCAUGAGGUGUUUUUGGAUGUGGCCAUGCUUGUUGAAGAGCAGCAGUCAAUGGUAGACUACAUUCAUACCAACGUGCAAAAAACAGAUGUGGAAAUAAAGGGGGUUCUGCUCAAGCUAGAAACAGCCAAGAGGCAUGACAGAAACAACCCUUUCAAGAAGCUCCUCUUCUGGAACAAACGUUAA